Toxotes jaculatrix (banded archerfish) is the source of this 21440-nucleotide messenger RNA. RefSeq names its product lysine (K)-specific methyltransferase 2Ca (gene kmt2ca). The transcript has 78 exons. Gene Ontology annotation, biological process: positive regulation of transcription by RNA polymerase II. The coding region runs from base 262 to 20367 and encodes 6701 amino acids. Gene Ontology annotation, cellular component: nucleus; MLL3/4 complex. Gene Ontology annotation, molecular function: transcription coactivator activity; histone binding; histone H3K4 methyltransferase activity. NCBI's taxonomy places the organism in Eukaryota, Metazoa, Chordata, Actinopteri, Toxotidae. The record is from RefSeq and is a predicted model, not a curated record.
CUGACAGGCGGUGCUUCGGUCGCUCCCAAACAUGGCCUCCAUGACGGAGCGACCGCUUCAACUUUAAUUUUCGCCAAUUUUCAGCUGAAAACCGUAUUUUCAUCCUUUCACGGUCAACGGGAAUGUUUCACCGGACAAUCUUAUCAUGCCAGACUUGUGAAACAGAUGUUAUCUUUCGGAGAAGUUCGCUGUUGGAUUUAAACAGAUCGGUUUAAGUUGGCUGGAAAGCUGGAGAGGAAAAAGAGAAUUGCAUCAAAUCAAAUGCCAUCUGAGGCCCAGUCUCAGGAGCCUCGAGACAGAGGGCCGCCACCUCCCGUCACUCGGGCCGGACGCAGCGCUCAGCUGGCCAAAGCCGCCGCUACGAGCCCCACCCCCGAGAGACGGCCUCGUGGGCGACCUCGGAAAGAUGGGAGCAGCGGCCGCUCUGCGGCCCCCGCACCUCCUCCUCCUCCACCUCCUACUCCACCACCUCCCAAAUCAAGGAAGAAGGGGCGGAGUCGAGGCCGAGCCCAGGUAGAGGAUGAAGAGAGCAUGGACGCCAUGGAGAAGAGACCCCAUCACAAGACAGAAGUGAAGGAGGAGACAGAGAAGACAACAGGACGCCGUCGAUCCACGUCCAGGAGGAAGUCUAACACAAACCCUGACCCCGACCCUGAACCCAGCCAGGACAGGCUCAGUUUGGGACCUAAGCUGCACCCUGACCCCACAGUCCUCAAAUCCAGCCCAGAACCUGCUCCCAGAGUGAAGGAUGAGGACAGAACCAGCCCCGCUCCUGCUGCUGUGCUGCUCCCGGCCUCCAGUCCUGGGGAAGAACCUCGAUUCAGUCCCCUUCCCCCUUCCGCGUCCCCUUUGCUGGACCGCUGCUCAGUUCACAGCCCUGCCUCCAGCCCCAGACCAGCUCCUGAUCCUGUGGAGGAGGCCCAGCCCAGCCCAGGCCACAGCCCUGCCCCUAUGGAGGUGGAUUGCAGCGCUGGUACGGUUCCCAUGGAGACAGAAGGGGGUGGGACAAGUCCUGGGGCCAGUCCCAUGGAGCAGAGUCCCACUCUGAGUCCCUGUUCCAGUCCUCCGGUCUCCCCCUGCCCCCGACUAGAGGAUGAGGACUCAUUGUCCCCUCUGUUCCAGCGGUCUAUGUCAGAGGACGACUCCGGGGCCUCACCUACCCCCAGCCUGGGACACACCCAAAAACGUUUUAAGCAGUGUGCCUUCUGUUACUGUGGCGAUGAGCCUCCUCUGGGCCAGGGACGGCUGGUGGUGUUCGGCCCGACGCCUGGAUACAUCCCCCUCCACGUCCUCAACCGCCGCGCCUCCUCUGACCGAGAUAACGACUGCCACGACCACUGCUACCGCGGCAACCAGGCCCCGCCCUUGUGCAGCAGUCCAGAGCAGUGUGAGGACGAGUCUUCCUCAGAGUUUGUGGAGCAGCUCGGACCCAUCGGCCUUCCACAUGACAUCAACGUCCAAUCACUGUUCGACCCCACAGGUCAGUGCUGUGCUCACCUGCAGUGUGCAGCCUGGUCAGAGGGGGUGUGUCGAGGUGAGGGCCAAUCACUGCUCUACGUGGACAAAGCCAUCGACUCAGGAAGCACACAGGUGUGUGCAUUCUGCCGUCGACUCGGGGCGUCGCUGCGUUGCUGGGAGGAGGGCUGUGGGCGGAGCUACCACUUCCCCUGUGCUGCUGCUGCUGGAGCUCAUCAGGACUGGAACCAGAGACGCACACUGUGUACAAGACACACACAGACAGUCUUUUCACAGUGCGUGCUGUGUUCGAGUGGUGGUGAUGUCAGCAGACUGUUGAUGUGUUGUUGCUGUGGUAACUGUUACCAUGGCAGCUGCCUGGACCCCCCUCUGGCCCCAUCCCCCCUCUGCCGGGCCGGCUGGCAGUGUCUUCAGUGUCGAGUGUGUCAGAGCUGCAGGUUGCGAGGGGACGAUGGUGCAUUGCUGGUGUGUGACCGCUGUGAUAAAGCUUACCACACACACUGCCUCACACCACCUCUGGAUCACACACCGAGCAACGGCUGGAGCUGCAAGAACUGCAGAAUCUGCCGCCGCUGUGGUGUGAGAUCAUCAGGCCGGUGGGCCAAUCACCCGUUUCUGUGCGCGUCAUGUGACCCGGCCCUGCCCUGCCCUCUUUGUGGCCAUGCCCCAGACCUCUACACAGCACAGGAGUAUCUCACUUGCACCUGCUGCUAUAGGUGUGUCCAUACAGAGUGCAUUGUCCAGGCUGGGCAGGGCAGGGCAGGGUCUGAAAGUUACAUCUGCUCCACCUGCAGGACUCAGACGGAGGAUCUAAUUCCAAAAACUCCAAUCCUACACAGUCCUACCCCGGCCCUGCCCACCAGUCCUCCACAGGCACAAGUCAUUAACAUUUCAGAGCCACCAGUUCACAGUCAUGCUGAGGAUCCACCCAUCAGUCCUACAGUUCAUAGCCCAGCCCAUUUUGACUGCCCAGAACCACCACAGAGUCCUACCAAGACCACGUGUACACCAUUGCAGCAUAGUCUUACUCCAGCUCACCCUGACCCAUCAGAGCUCCCACAGAGUCCUGUACCUACGGACCCUGACCUAUUAGAGCUCCAACAGAGUCCUGUACCUACGGACCCUGACCCAUCAGAGCUCCCACAGAGUCCUGCACCUACGGACCCUGACCCAUCAAAGCUCCCACAGAGUCCUGUACCUACGGACCCUGACCCAUCAGAGCUCCCACAGAGUCCUGCACCUACGGACCCUGACCCAUCAGAGCUGCCACAGAGUCCUGCCCCUGUGGACCCUGACCCAUCAAAGCUCCCACAGAGUCCUGCACCUACGGACCCUGACCUAUUAGAGCUCCAACAGAGUCCUGUACCUACGGACCCUGACCCAUCAGAGCUGCCACAGAGUCCUGCCCCUGCGGACCCUGACCUAUUAGAGCUCCAACAGAGUCCUGUACCUACUCACCAUGACCCAUCAGAGCUCCAACAGAGUCCUGCACCUACUCACCCUGACCCAUCAGAGCUCCAACAGAGUCCUGUACCUACUCACCCUGACCCAUUAGAGCUCCAACAGAGUCCUGUACCUUCUCACCCGGAUCUCUCAGAGCUCCAACAGAGUCCUGUACCUUCUCACCCGGAUCUCUCAGAGCUCCAACAGAGUCCUGCACCUACUCACCCUGACCCAUCAGAGCUCCAACAGAGUCCUGCACCUUCUCACCCGGAUCUCUCAGAGCUCCAACAGAGUCCUGUACCUACUCACCCUGACCCAUCAGAGCUCCAACAGAGUCCUGUACCUUCUCACCCGGAUCUCUCAGAGCUCCAACAGAGUCCUGUACCUACUCACCCUGACCCAUCAGAGCUCCAACAGAGUCCUGUACCUUCUCACCCGGAUCUCUCAGAGCUCCAACAGAGUCCUGUACCUACUCACCCUGACCCAUCAGAGCUCCAACAGAGUCCUGCACCUACGGACUCUCAACCAUCAGAGCUCCAACAAAUUCAUCUAUCGUUUCAUUCUAAUCCAACAGAGCACCAAGAAAGUUCACCACUCUUUCACUCUGGUGUACCACAGCUUGAAUCAAGGCCUAUGCCAUCUCAUCCUGUUACUGCAGAACUCCAACAAAGUCCUUCCCUGUCUAACCCUAAACCUACAGAGCUCCAACAAAGUCCUUCCCUGUCUCACCCUGAAUCAACAGAGCUCCAACAAAGUCCCCCGCCAUUCCACCUUGGUCCAGCAGAACUCCAGGAAAGCCAAACCCCAUCUCCCAUUAGUCUAACGGAGUUUCAACAAACUCCUACACAGGCUCACUGUGGUCCAACAGAACUCCAAAAAACAGCUAUUCCAUCCCCUCCUGGUCCUGCUGAGCUGCAACAAAGCCCUACCCAUAGGACUCCAACACAGACCCAGCAUAGUCCUCACGGGCCCAGUUGUACCUCUUCUAGUCCUACCCAGAAUUCCACAGAGGAGCAGCUUAUAACCACAGGGUGUCAGCAAAGUUCAACACAUGGAAGUCCGGUGUCUUGUGGCCUUGCACAUUCUCACAGCCCUCUGCCAAACAGUAGUCCUCCCCACAUUAAGCCAGGACUUACAGAGCCCUGGCACAGUCCUCCACCUCACAGUCCUGCACAGGACAGCACUACACAGACGCAGCCUGAUAGAUCAUGUAGUCCUGCAGUUAUAGUCAUUUCACAUCCUCAGCACAGUCACUCACAAAGCCUGCACAGUCCUGCACCACACAGCCCUGCACAAGUUGGCACAUCACCUCCACAGAGUCCCACACAGGAUGCUCAAUCUACACUGGACCAGGACAGCCCUGGAUCAAGCAGCCCUGUUUGCCUGCAGAAUAGGGUUGCACAGGACAUUUCUACACUGGACCAGGACCCCUCAUCAGUCUACUGUAGGUCUACCCAGACACCAAAAACACACGCCUCAUUGAGUCCUAUUUCAGCUGCAUGUAGCCCAUCACCGUCCCCCCUCAGACCCACACAGUGUAGUCAGCCACAGCCUGCUAUUCAAGUACAGGCCCACUUUACACAGCCCGGGAAGCCUUUGCAGCUGAGCCUCCUUCCUCCUCCACAUAAUGCGCAGUCAAAAGUCACUGAGGAAUGCACCCAGACCAGUACCACAGAGCUGAAGUCCUUGGAGCAUAGCCUUAUUCAGCCAACUCCGAACAUCAGUAGCCAACCACUGGAAAUUAGCCCUGUCCCUCUAAGCCCCACCUCUGAACUGUCCACCGUGCCCCCCGAUAUCCUUUGCACAGAUGGCCAACUCCCAAACCAGCUUGGUCCCAUUCAGAGUAUCAUGCUUAGCCCUGACCAUUCUAGCCCCAGCAACGUCCCAGCUAUCAUCGCACCAGAAAGCCUUUUUAACAUUCGCACUUCAACGAAACACAGUAGCCCAAUUGUUUCACCUUGUGCUGAUGAAACGGAGAGAGUUCCUCUUCCAGCUAGCCACAUUCAUCAGAGUCCUUGUCGGGACAAACCCUCACGCUGCAUGGAAGGUAAAGUUAGCCCCGUACAUAUUCAAGCUAGCUCAGCUACUGCCAGCCCUACACAUGCCAGUGAAAUGCCUACUAGCCCUGCCAGCUCUUUUCAGGCCUGUGAUAGCUCCAUGCCAAUGGAGACUAGACCUGCCCACAUCAGCCCUUUAGCUGCUGAGACUAGUCCCUCAGCAGUACUGGCUAGACCCGUCCACCCUCUCUCAUGUCAGGAUGAGGAGAUGCAGGUAGCCGUUGACCACUCAACUCUUUGUAUUCAGUCAGAAGCUGAUGCCAGUCAUCCUAACACCACUCCUGGCAGUCCAGUUCAUGCUAGUGCUACUUAUGCUGGCCCAGUUCACUCAGAAGCUAACAGUGGCUGCAGUCUGAUGGGCACCGUGAAUGCCCAAAAGAGAAUUAGUCCCCCUGUUUCUGGUUUUGCUGAACUUGCACCAACUCAGACGAGCCAAAGUCCCACACAUCCUGGUCAGUCAAGUCCCUCACAUAUCCAAACUACCUGCAGUCCUUCACAGACUACUCCAGCUAGUUUUAGUCCCCCACACUGUAGGCCAACUGGUACUAGCCCCACUAGUAACUUUAUUAGCCACAGUCUGAGCAAGAUUACCUCAGACCACAGUGGCCACACCGAUCCCCACUCUGCUAGCUUAACUGAUGUUAGCGCCAUCCACAGUCCACCAAGGUCUAGUCCUGCUGGUCAAACUAGUCCUGGUGCCCACUCAGGCCGUCUCCAAAGAGGGAGUCCCUCAUUAACCAACUUGAUGUACAGCAGCCCUGCCCAUGGUCCUGUCAUUUGUGUUAGUCCACCUCACAGUCCAGCUCAGGCAAGUGAAACCUAUUGUAGCCCCAAAGGUAGUCCGCAUUAUAGUCCAGCUCCCAACACUGGAACCAGUUCUGGCCUUAAUGUGGCACAGCUGAACCCCUCUUUGGGUAGUUCAGGUCUUGAUGUGGAUACCGUGGCUGGUUCUGGAACCCAGAGCUCUGUUCUUCCCAGUGCAGAUCAGUGUGAUCCUGGUCUAGUUAAACCUUCAGACAGAAUCAUGCCAUCAAGCCCAGAACCGGCCGCUUCCCUACCUGAUAACUCACCUGCUGCGAGCCCCAACCAGGGUGGUGUUAGCCAGGUUAGCCAGCCCCCAGUUAGCCCUCACCAUGAUAGGUCUGCUGUUGAAAGCCAACAACGCACUGCCUCUGUAAGCCCCUUUUAUCAGAGACCACCCCUCCAUGUUGAUGCUACUUCCACUCGGACUAGUCUGGGCCCUCCACUCCAUUCUAGCCCUACUCAGGAUAACACUGCGAUGCCUAGCACUAGCCGAACUAGUGACACACCUGCUAGUCCCCCACCCCCAGCCCCCCCCUCCUCUCAUGCUUCACAAGCUCAAGCUAGCUCUAUGCGCAGUAGCCCAGGUGCAAUACCUGCUUGUGGUCCUAUGGAUUCAGGUUAUACACAGACUACCCCAAGUCCUGGUCCUGUCAGCCCUGUGUGGCCAGGUGUUGGUCCCAGUCCUGGUCCUGAUAGCAGUGUGAGGUGUGAAGCUAGCUCUGGUCCCAGUCCUGUUUGCCCUGUUCCUGCCACCCCUUUGCAGUCUGAAAGCAGCCCUAGUCCUGGUCCUGCUAGCCCUGUGCAGCCUGAUGCUGGUCCUGGUCCAGAAAACCUCUUUGUUUCCAGCCAUCAGGAAGACACAGAAACGGAGAGGGAGUCUGUAGCCACUUUGGGCACCAUUGUGGUUGGGGAGCAGGAAGAGGUGAUCGAAGAGAGGAAGGCUGAAGGGGAGGAGAUGGACAGUGAAACUCUGGGGGUGGAUAAGGUGGAGCAGUCUCAUCAGACAACAAAGGAGAGUCCAGAAGACGACCCUGUCGGGAGGACAAAGGCAGAGGGAGGACACGAUCAGGAGGAGAAUCCUGCUUCAGGAGUCCAGUCUGCGUUGGUGCUGUAUGAAGACCAUCGGUCUCCUUCUCACACUGCUGCUGCCCCCCCCUUCCUGCCACAGCUGAUUCCUCUCUCCCCCCAACCUUCCACACCACACUCUGCCUUACCCCUCCGACAGCCCUCCUGCUCCCGUCCUACCUUCCCCGUCCCUUCACCACAAUCUCCGCCUCCUCCUUCUCCUCCUAGAGCUGGCUCUCUGGAAGUCUCCCCCUCCUCCUCCCCUCACAGGACUGCCUUACCCCCCUCCUGCUCCCCUCACCUGGAGGAUUGCCUCCAGGAAGCGGAGCCAACCAGUAGAAGAGGAAUUGAGACUGAGACAGGAUCAGAGGUGGGGCUAGAGGAUGAAACACUUUCCAGCCAAUCACAGAGCCAGUUUGAACCUGUUGCUGCGGCAAUAGAAGCCACCAAAGAUAAGCACCAAUCACACGCUGAGCCUUCAGAGAGGAAGGAGGAGGAGGGGCCUCCUGAAAUGUUGGAGCCAGCAUCAGAUGGGGCAGAAGCUCCUGAGGUGGUUACGAACCAACAGCCAAUGCAGGAGAGGAAGGAUGCAAAGGAGGAGGAGGAGGAGGUGGAGGGAGCAACAGGUAGGAUGGAUGAAGGUGAGAUGGAGGAGGCAGGGGAGGGCUCCAAGCAGGAGGAUCAGUCAGAUGUGGAGGAGGAAGAGCUGGUGAGCCCUGUGCUGGACCUGGACCCCUCUUUUGACCAGGAGGUGAUGGAGCUGAUGAGCACCUCAUCUCUUCCGAACUCCCUCCUCCACCUCUCCUCCCCCACUUUGCCUGACCUCUCCCGACGGGGGAAAGGUCUGACUCUCAGGCCUCCUCCUUGCUCCUCCAGGCCGUCAGACGACCUCUCCAUCCGUCUGAGGCAGUCUCCCUUCUCCACCGAGGCCUCCCCUGAGACCUCCCCCACCAGAGCUCCUGUCACCCCACCUCCACUCUCCCCACCCUCACCUCCUCUCAGGUCCUCUUUCCCUGCCAGAGAGUCUCCGCCUCUCAAGGCACCUCCCACCACUGUGCUCCCCUUCACUCCUAAAAUUGGGAUGGGGAAACCGGCCAUCUCCAAGAGGAAGUUCUCCCCUGGCAGAGCCAGAGUGAAACAGGGUUCGUGGUGGAGUAAUCGGAGGGCGGUGAGCCCCCCCUCGUCCUCCCAGGAUUCCACAGGGGAGGGAGGGUGGGACAGCCCUAAGCCCCGUCCACCGGACUCCCCCCUCUGGAGCAUGAGAGUGGGUCGUGGUUCAGGGUUUCCGGGCAGGAGGAGGUCCAGAGGAGGAGGUGUCGGAGGAGGAAGAGGAGGGACCAGAGGAAGGAGCAGACUGAAGACUCAGGACAGUCUGACUGUGUCACCUGGAUGUGGGUACGUGGAGCAGUUCCAGCCCAAAGAGGAGGAGGAGAACUCGAUGCACAACACGGUGGUGAUGUUCUCCACCUCCGACCACUUCACCCUCAGACAGGACAUGUGUGUGGUGUGUGGUAGUUUUGGUCAGGGUGCUGAAGGUAGACUGUUGGCGUGUUCUCAGUGUGGACAGUGUUACCAUCCCUACUGUGUCAACGUCAAGAUUACGCGGGUGGUCCUGACCAAAGGGUGGCGCUGUCUGGAGUGUACGGUGUGUGAGGCGUGUGGCGAGGCCAGUGACCCCGGGCGACUGUUGCUGUGUGACGACUGUGACAUCAGCUAUCACACCUACUGUCUGGACCCGCCCCUCCAUACAGUACCUAAAGGAGCCUGGAAGUGCAAAUGGUGUGUGUGGUGUGUCCAGUGUGGCUCCGCCUCCCCCGGUCUGCACUGUGAUUGGCAGAGUAACUACAGUCGCUGUGGACCGUGUGCCAGUCUGAGCCACUGUCCUCUCUGUCAGAGACAGUACACACAGGACGACCUCAUACUGCAGUGUCAGCAGUGUGACAGGUGGGUCCAUGCAGUGUGUCAGGGUCUGGCCUCUGAGGAUGAGGUGGAGGUUGCUGCUGAUGAAGGCUUCGACUGUUCGCUGUGCAGAGCUCACAGCCGCGGCUCGUACGGGAGGUCGGACAGUUUUGAUUCUCCCUACAUGGCUCAGAUCAUCUCCAGGAUCCGAGAACCAGACACAAAGACCUACACUCAGGAUGGAGUGUGUCUCACAGAGUCAGGUCUGUCUCACCUUCAGUCUCUGGUUGAACCGCUGACGUCACCGCGCAGGUAUCGCAGGUGUAAACCCAAACUGAAGCUGAGGAUCAUCAACCAGAACAGUGUGUCUGUCCUACAGACCCCACCUGACCCUGACCCCCCCACUGAGCAGGACCAUCACAGAGGUGACGUGGAGUGUGAGAUGAAAUCUGACUCCAGCCCUGAGCGAGACCACACCCAUGACGAUGAUGUCACCAAGGAGCCAGAGGUUACCGACGGCAACAAGAAAAGGAAGAGGAAACCCUACAGGCCAGGCAUCGGGGGGUUCAUGGUGCGUCAGCGUGGUGGGAAGGCCGGUCCGAGCAGAAUCAAACUGUGCAGGAAAGAUUCGACAGAGACGCUGCUGGGCCGAGACGAAGGCCUGUUGGAUGCUGACGUUGCCUUGGAGACAGUGCCCCCGUCAGACCAGGCCAUGGAGAAGGUGAAGAAGAGGUACAGGAAGAAGAAGACGAAGCUGGAGGAAGCUUUUCCAUCGUACCUACAGGAGGCGUUCUUUGGUCGGGAUCUUCUGGACCAGAGCCGGCAGGUGGACAGGAGGGCGGGGCCAGAGACACCAGCUGGUAGCCAAUCAGGAGCAGUAGCAGGUGACAUGAAGAGCCCUGCCCCUGGUCUACAUGGCCCCUCCCCCUCGGGAUUGCUCGUCGAUGCCAUGACAACCAACAGGAAACAGGGAACACUGCCCAUGUCAGAAGAAGCUCUAGUGGAUCUGUCUGAUGUUCUCAACACUGACCCUCACAUACUGGCUACAGGACACACAGGUCAGUUCCAGGUGGAGCGCUCCCCCUCUCCGUUUGCUGGGCUAGACAUCAGCUCCAUGGCCAACGACACGUCAUUGACAUCUGAGCUGACGGGAAGUGGUGGGUGUGGCCAGAGGGCGGUGCAGGAGGAGCCUCUGGAUGCCAUCUUAAGCCCUGAGCUUGACAAGAUGGUCACUGACGGUGCCAUCCUCAGCAAACUCUACAAGAUCCCAGAGCUGGAGGGGAAGGAUGUGGAGGAGGUGUUCACUGCUGUUCUCAGUCCAGACAGCAGCAACCAGCCAGAGCAGAACCAACACACACGCACUGCUGCUGGGAGCAAGACACACACACAGCACACAGCCGGCGCGUUUCCACGUCUGCCGCUGAUGAACGGCCUGAUGGGAGCUGCUCCUCACUUUCCUAACGCUUCCAUGGUGCCCAGCGACGUCCAGGGUCCAGCAGGCUUUAGGAUACCCCCUCCUGAGGUUCCCGCCCCAGCUCCGCCCCCGGGCCCUGGCCCCGGGCUGGCCUCGGCCAAUCAGGCGCCGGCAGGAGAGGGCGAGCAGGAUGUGCUGUCGACGGCUCAGAGGGGCAUGCUGAAGUGGGAGAAAGAGGAAACGCUGGGAGAGCUGGCCACCGUCGCACCGGUCCUCUACUGUAACACCAACUUCCCCCGGCUGAGAGAGCAGUAUCCUGACUGGUCCACCAGAGUGAAGCAGAUUGCCAAACUGUGGAGGAAGGCCAGCUCUCAGGACAGAGCGCCGUACGUGCAAAAAGCUCGGGAUAAUCGGGCGGCUCAGCGCAUCAACAAGGUGCAGCUGUCCAACGACCCGCUCAAACGCCACCCGCCCUCGCAGCAGCAGCAGCAGCAGCAGCCGCCGCCACCACCGCCGCCGCUGCCUCCGGGCCCAUAUGACCCCGUUUCCAUGGAGACAGAGGUGGCAUUCAAGGAUCCACUGAGGCCCAAAGAGUCAGAGCAGGAGCAGGAGUGGAAGUUCAGACAGGGAGAGGUAAAAGACAGAUGGGGAGCCGGUAAGAAGAGGCAGGAAAAUCUCCCCCAAAGCAAAGCCCUAAAAUCACCAACAGAUAAAGAUUGUCCCUACCAGGCAUCUGUAGCAGGAGGUGGCAAAGAGGCUCUGCAAAUGCGUCAGAAGAGUAAACAGCUGGCCAAGAUGGAGGCCACUCAGAAGCUGGAGCAGGUGAAGAACGAGCAGCGGCAGCAGCAGCUGCUGGCCAACCAGCGCCUGGCUGGACGGCUGUCCCCCGAAACCGGCAGCCGCAGCCCCGUCACCCCCGCCCAGCAGCCAGCCGCCGGGGGCAGCGCCUCCCCCCUCUGUCCCCCAGCGUCCAGGGAGGGUCAGUCCAGGCAGCACCUCCUCCUGCAGGGGGGCCAGAGUUCAGGUCUAGCGGAUGACGUCUUCCUAAGGCCGCAAGCUCCUCCUCCCUCCGGGUUCUCCUCCCUCCCUCACUCCCCUCACUCCUCCUCUCCUCUCCACCAGCCUCCGUCCUCCCCCCAGAUGUUCUCCCCACCCUCCUCUCGCCCCUCCUCGCCCUGGGAUCCUUACUGUAAGGUAGCAGGGACUCCUCGCCCCACCUCCUCGCAGUCUGGCGGUCCCACAGUCCCACAGCAGCAGCGACACAGUUCCCUCAGUGCCUCCCCGGCCCAUGAUGCCUUCGGUUCCCCUGCACCCUCCCCCGACCCUAAAACCUCCGACGUAUCUAGGGUCCUUGGACCCCAGCCAGGACUGCAGCAGGGCAGAGGAGGUAUGAUGAGCCCCUCCUCUGGCUCGGCCCCUGACCACACAGCCAGGCAUGCUGGGAUUCGAGCAGCUGAGACCUACCAGAGGAGUCCACAUAACAGCGGUAACCUCCGUGCAGCGGUGUCUGAAUUGUAUGGUCGGGCUGGUGAACUGGUCCAAGGCGGGGUAUUUAAAGCCCCCAUGCCCCCACACCACCAGCCUCAGCAGGAGAUGUUUGGAAGCACUGGAGGAGGAGGAGGAGGAGGAGGAGGAGGAAGGAGGGACCCAUCCAGACCCACAGAUCUGGGCUUUGCCCUCCCCCAGUCACAGGACCCUCCCUUCCCCUCCAGUCCACUGUCAGGCCUUGGUUCCCCCCACUGCAGCCCCUAUGCCCAGACACCCGGCACCCCCAGACCUGACUACAACCAGCAUGUCACUGACCCCUUCACCCAGCAGUCACCUUUGACCUCCCGCCCGUCUCCUGACCCCUACUCCAACCCUCAGACUCCUGGUACACCACGCCCACACUCAGACCCCACGUACCUCACGACUCCACCUGCACUGCGACUGGACCAGUACAACCAGCAGUCUGCCAACCGUCGGCCGUCCCCCUCCCACCCAACCCUUGACCCCUACACCUCCAACCCGGGGACGCCCUGCCCCUCUCUCGCAGAGCGCUUCCCUCGAUCGCCUGGGAGUCAGCGGAGCGCCGACCCCUAUGCCCAGCCCGUUGGUACACCACGACCCUCGCCAGACCCCUACGCCCAGAAACCCUCCACGCCGCGGCCCCAGAAGGCCCCCGAGCCCUUUGUCCAGGCCCCGGUAGAGAGCUUUACUCCUCAGCCUACAGGAUCUGGGUCAUCCCCUCUGGCUCCAGGACUGUCUGGGGAGACAGCAGCCUUCACCCCGGCACACCACCAGUUGCAGCAAUCUCCAGGAAGACAACAACAACAACAGGACACAAUUUCCAGAACUCCCAGUAGCCAUACCCCUAAGCACCCUGGGAUGUCAGAGGAGGGCGGUUUCUCUGGUGUGGCCAGUCAGACUCCGGGUCACGACCCCUUCGAACAGGGUCACAUGACACCAGGCCCCUCACAGAUGGACAAGACAACAGCCCAUGAAAUGGCAGGUCUGGGUGUGGCCUCUUUAGAUGGACCAAUGAGCAUGCUGCCUCAGCCUGGUGACUCCGAGGAGAAGCUGAGACAGCGUCAGCGGCUGCGGCAGCUCAUUCUGAGGCAGCAGCAGCAGAAAAGCGUGUUACGGCAGGAGAAAGGUCUCCAGGAACCAGCUUCUGGACCAGCCGCACCCCCUGCUGCUCCACCCGGCCCCACCUCUAGUUCAGGGACUCCCCGUCACUGGUCUCAGGAGGACUCCUCUGCCUCCACCGCUCCACCAGCAGACCCGUUUGGACGCCCCCCACCUCCCUAUCCCGGCACAGUGAGGCCCGGUGGGCCAGCGAUAGCUCCGGCUCUGAGGUUUCCGUCAGGCUUCCCAGGGGAGGUUCCCUUCCCCAGGCAGAGUCUCACCAGAGAGCUGAGUAUCAGAGGACCAGCUGUGAGGUUUGGUGUUCCUACAGGAGCUCCAGCAGCUCUCCAGGACUCCUUCCUGCGUCCUCCCCAGGGUUCAGUGCCUGGAUCUGGGCUCAGUGUUGUGGAGGGAGUCCCUGUCCAGAUGAGGAGGCCGAUGCUGGGGGAGUUCACCGGCACCCGACCCCUCACUGCUCCCAUCACUCACCCACAUGUGCCAGGUGUCCCCCAGCCAUACCUCCCACGUUCCCUCCCUAUCCAGCAGCACAGCAUCAUGGGACAGCCAUACAUUGAGCUUCGGCACCGCGCCCCCGAGAAUCGCCUGAGGCUUCCCUUCCCUCUGUCCUCUGCUCCAAACCCCGAGGCCCCACUGCUGCACCCCAGAGACCCCCAGCCAUCUGUGGUCAGAGCUGGUCAGGGGGCCAGGAUGGGUGACACGUCUCUGGGCCAGCAGAUGGUGAUGGCUGGUGGCGUGGAGCAUCUGAACCAGCAGGACCAGCAGCAGCUUGGCCACACAGCAGCUCUGACUCAGAGCAGCGAGUCAGCGCUCCCAGGGGCUGAUGGGAUGGAGGAGCACCUGGAGGGGGAGGACUCGGCCGUGAAGGAUCUGGAGGACGUGGAGGUGAAAGAUCUGGUUGACCUGAACCUGAACCUGGACCCUGAGGACGGUAAAGAGGACCUGGAUCUGGGUCCGAACGACCUCCACCUCGAUGACUUCCUGCUGUCGGGGAAGUUCGACCUGAUCGCCUACGCUGACCCUGAGCUCAACCUGGAGGACAAGAAGGACAUGUUCAACGAGGAGCUGGACCUGGAGCCGGUGGAGGAAAAGGAGGGGGGAGAGAGGAGGGACGGUGCUGGUGGGUCCAGAAAAACAGAUAGCCACAUCCUCCAGGUGGGCCAGGUGAAACAGGAAGUGAAGACAGAAGUCAGGGACAGCCCCUCUGCAGCCCAGCACCUUACAGCACAGCCUGCCACCAGCAGACCCCCUGGACCUCCAGGAGCUUCAGGGACCAAAGCAGCAGGUUCCAGCCAGCCCGGGUCCUCUGUCCUCCUCACCAAGGAGAAGGUGGAGGACUCUGGUUCUGGUUCAGGGACCUUGCCAGCUCUCCAGGUCCAGGAACAGGCUCUGUUGUCAGGCAUGGCUCCCAGGGUUCACCCCCCUGUGGCUGCAGCUCCAGGUCAACAGUCUGUCUUCCAGCAGCAGCAGAGACCCUUUUUACCCUCCCCCUCCCCCUCGGCGCUCCUCACCUCCCACCCCCAGGGUCUCCUGGUGUCUCCUCACCCCAGUCUAACUCCUCAGGGUCCUCCUGCCCCGCCUCACCCACAGUCCAUUCAACCCCCCCAACCUCGCCUCCUCUUCAACCCCCAGACCCAACCUCCACACACAGAAACGUCCACCCAGACUCAGGACCAGGUGCAGAACCAGAACAAACCCAGGCCUCUGCUCCUGGAGGAGCAGCCUCUCCUCCUGCAGGACCUCCUGGACCAGGAGCGUCAGGAGCAGCAGCAGCAGAAACAGAUGCAGGCUCUGAUCAGACAGAGGUCCACCUCAGACCCUGUGUUCCCCAACAUGGCAGACUUUGACUCCAUCUCUGACCCCAUCAUGAAGGCUAAGAUGGUGGCUCUGAAGGGCAUCAACAAGGUGAUGAGUCAGGGCAGCCUGGGACUGAGCCCCAUGGUGGUCAGCAGGUUUCAGCAGACUCCACCUCCAGGGACACCCGGUCCAGAGGGGUCUCCUCAGCCUCCACACGUGGUUGGACAGGACGGGAAGUUGAACCCUCAGAUGGUGCGACCCAGCCCCCCCAGCUUCGGCCCAGGCUUCGUCAACGAGUCUCAGCGGCGUCAGUAUGAGGAGUGGCUGGGGGAGACGCAGCAGCUCCUGCAGAUGCAGCAGCGCCUCCUGGAGGACCAGAUCGCCACCCACCGCAAGACCAAGAAAGCUCUGUCGGCCAAACAGAGAACUGCCAAGAAGGCCGGCCGAGCUUUUGCAGAGGAGGACGCCGCCCAGCUCCGCUACAUCACCGAGCAGCAGGGGGCGGUCCAGAAACAGCUGGAGCAGAUCCGGAAACAGCAGAAGGAUCAUGCCGAGCUGAUCGAGGACUACAGGACCAAACAGCAGCAGCAGAGGGCGCUGCAGCAGCAGCAGCAGCCACCAUCUGCUCCUCCCAUGAUGCCUGUAGGAGUGCCCCCCAUCCCACAGACCUUACUCUCUCAGCCCAUGAUGUCCAUCCAGCCUCACGGGGGCGGUCCAGCUCCGGCCUGCGUCCCAAGCGCCCCUACCGGUUGGACCUCAGGAGGCAGGGCUCCAGGGGCGAUGGGGCAGAGGAUGCCACAUCAGCUACCCUCUCAGAUGCCCCCCACCCCGCCUAACGCCCCCCAGGCUUCGCCACAUACCCAAACCCCUCCAGUCAUUGUGCCCAGCCUCGCUUCUCCAACUGCGGGCUUCAGUACCGGCCCCCAGGGCCCCACUGGAGGGCCCAACGGAGCAUCAGGGGACGGAGCCCCCACACCCCAGGUGAAGUUUGACGACAACAACCCGUUCAGCGAAGGUUUCCAGGAGAGAGAGCGGAGGGAGAGGCUGAGAGAGCAGCAGGAGAGGCAGAGAGUCCAGCUCAUGCAGGAGGUGGAGCGCCAUCGAGUCCUGCAGCAGAGACUAGAGCUGGAGCAGCAAGGCCUGCUGGGAGCCUCUUUGGGUCCUGGGGCCGGAGUCGCAGCCAUGCCUCCGGCUGGAGCUCGGGUGGGGCAGAUACCUGGAGGACCUGCAGGGCCAGCUCCUGCCCCUGGUGGGGACGGUCUCUCACAGAUGCCUUUCUUCAGCUCUGAGCUGCCCCAGGAUUUCCUCCAGUCCCCUCCAGCCUCCAGACCUCCACCACAGCACCAGGGCCAGGUGGGGUUGCCAUUCCCCCCACAGUCAGGUGUCCACCAGGGCUUCACGGGACCCCUGCACCCUGGUGCUCACCCAGCUCCAGGUGUGCUGCCUGGUGUGGCAGCAGAGCGGGGACCCCCCGUGGACGUGGCUCCUUCCAACCUCCAGACUAGACCGAGGCUCCCAGGACCCACAGGGUCCUCAUCCCAGGCACAGGUGCAUCCAACUGCGAUGGGCGCUGCAGUAAGGACCCCCUCCCAUCCUGGGAGUCAGAGUCAUCAAUUUGGACAUGACUCCUCCUCUUCCUCCCCCUUGACCCCCCUCCCCCACUCCUUCCCCUGCUCCUCCUCUGGAGGCCCCGCCUCCCUUAUCCAGCUCUACUCUGACAUCAUCCCCGAUGACAAACCAAAGAAGAAGAGGAACAGGAAGAGGGACGGAGAUGACAGCGUGGGGGCAGGGGGAUCCAGGACGCCGCUGUCCUCCCACUCUGAUGACAUCACAGCCCCGCUCACUCCGGCAGUCUCCGACACUUCCUGCUCUACGCCCACUCGGGGCAGCGUGGACCAAUCAGACGCACCAUUCCCUGGUCUGGCCCCGUCGUCCGAGCUGGAGAGGCAGCUGUCCGUCAGUUCUGCAGCCCAGCAGAGAGCCUCUGUCCUGGGCACGGAGUCUCAGAGAGGCCCCCUGUCUGUGGCUCGUCUGGAGGUCAAGGAGGAGCAGGAGGAGGGCGGAGCCUGCGGGGGAGGUGUGGUGAAGAUGGAUGAAAGUGGGGGUGAGGGAUUCUCCUCCCCAUCCCCUCUCCAUGGGGGAGGUAAAGACGGAGAUGGAGGGAAGGAGCUCCUCAGACACCUGCUGAAGGACAAGACCUCCCCGGCCACCACGCCGUCACCCACAGGCAAGGCCACGCCCACUGCCCGCCGCCAGCUGACCAAUGAGAGCGCCCGGUCUGAGGAGGAGGACAGGACUGGUUCCUGUAGCAAUGUGGUGACGAUGGACAGUCCAGGCCCAGACCAGCUGGACUCCUCCAGCAGGAAGAAGACUCAGCGCUGUAAGAGACUUGCCCGGCCCGAGAAGGACAGAGCUCCUCCCAAAUACAAGAGGAGGAAGAGAGAGGAGGAGGAGAAGACGCUCCACUCCUCCUCCGACGACCCGCUGAUGACACACCUCAGACAGCUGUCAGUGUUGCCCCUCAUGGAGCCGGUGCUGGGGGUGGAUCUGAGUCUGUUCCCCCCGUACGGCAGCUCGUCUCUGGGCAGAGACUCCAGACUGACCGGGUCCUUUGGGAACGCCUGCCUGGACGGAGUCACCGACUACUACUCCCAGCUCAUAUACAAGAAUAACCUCAGUAACCCCCCGACACCUCCAGCCUCCCUGCCCCCCACGCCCCCGCCCGUUGCCAGGCAGAAGCUGGUGAACGGCUUCGCCACGACAGAGGAGCUCAGUAAGGACAUCACCGAGCAGGAAGUCAAAGGUGUGCCAGGUCUAAAGCAGAAAGGGGAGGAGCUUUUAGCUUUAAACCACGCCCCCAAGACUGUAGACGUCCCCGCCUCACUGCCAACGCCGCCCCACAACAACCAGGAGGAGCUCAGGGUCCAGGACUCGUCGGAGCGGGACAGCCCAGACGGCUUCGUCCCGUCCUCGUCUCCGGAGAGCGUGUCGGACGUGGAGGUCAGCAGGUACCCUGACCUCUCCUUCAUCAAGCUGGAGCCGCCCUCGCCGUGCCCAUCGCCUACAAUACCCAUCAUGCCCUGCGCCUGGGGAAAAGGCUCUGCAGUGAAACAGGAAGUGAAGGCGGAGCCUAACCUUCAGGGUCCUCCAUCCUGCUCUAACACAGACCUGGUUACCAUAGCGAUAACCCUGAACCCUGUUGCAGCUCAGAACGUUGCAGGAGUGAUGGCGGCGGUGGCGGAGCUGCUGCGGGUCCCCGUCCCUGUCGACUACCAGCUGAGCCGAGCGGCCGGCGCCGAGCGCAGCUCUCUGGCCCUGCUGGCCGGAGUGCGAGUGCCGCUCACACAGGGUUCAUCAGGCAGCAGACAUCAGAGACCUCCACCUGCAGCAGGAAACACUGGAGUCAGGAUGGACUACAUCCAACAUGGCUGCUCUGCUGCUGCUGCCAGGCCUCAGAGUUGCAGCCACUGCAAAGUGCUGCUGGGAAACGGCGUCCGCGUCGUCAGAGAGCUCAAACAGGUCGGACUCCGCAGACGACUCAGUGAGAAGGUGACACUGCGUCACACAGGAAGUCACAGUCUGUGUGUGUUUCAGGAGGGUCCGUCCAGACCUGGGUCCAGCCUGGUGUUCUGCAGUCCACACUGCUCCGCUCUCUACACGUCUGACCCACAGAGCAGAUCGGCUGGACACAAGCCUGCCGUCCCCGUCCUGCUGUCUGACUCUGAAGCUCCCCCUCCCAGCAGAGGCCAGCACCAGUACACCAACAACAUGUCCUCCAUCGCUGUGCACUCCCUCCCCCACACUCCCCCCACUCCACCCCCAACCUCCUCCUCCUCCCCAACACUAUCCUUCCCUCCUGCCUCCGCCAUCACCAUGGAGACCAAGCCCCGCAUAGACAGCCUGAAGGUGAAGGUGAAGCUGAAGCCCCGCCCCCGCGCCGUCCCAGAUGGAGAGGACUUGUCUCGCCAUGUAAAGAGGAUGAAGAGUUCCCGCUGGAGACGCUGGAGCGUUAGCAUCAGACUUAGCCGGGGCCCCUGUAUCCCUAAUGAGGCAGUUGCCAUGCCAACGGAGGAGGAAGUGGACGUGCUGUUGAAAAGGUUAGGGGCGUGUUUUCGUCCUGAGCCAUUACCCAAAGACCAGCGGAGGUGCUGCUUCUGUCAUCAGCAGGGAGACGGACAGACGGACGGACCUGCCAGGCUGCUGAACCUGGACCUGGACCUGUGGGUCCACCUGAACUGCGCUCUGUGGUCCAGUGAGGUGUAUGAGACUCAGGCCGGCGCUCUGAUCAACGUGGAACUGGCUCUGAGACGAGGUCUGACUCUGCGCUGCGCUCACUGUCAGCAGACUGGAGCCACGAGUGGCUGCAACCGCCUCCGCUGCACCAACACCUACCACUUCACCUGCGCUCUGCAGGCCCACUGCACCUUCUUCAAGGAUAAGACGAUGCUCUGUCACCUCCAUAAGCCCAGGACGGUUCCUCUCAGUGGGGACAGGUCUUCCAGCGGCUCCCCCUCCUCCACCCCGGGGCAGACCCCUGACCCGGCGGCGCUGGUGACCUCUGACCCGUAUGACUCAGAGCUGCGGUGCUUCUCCGUGUUUCGGCGGGUGUAUGUGCAGCGGGACGAGGCGCGGCAGAUCGCCGCCGUGGUGCAGCGCGGCGAGCGGCAGCACACCUUUCGCGUCGGCAGUCUGCUGUUCCGUGCCGUCGGCAGGCUCCUCCCUCAGCAGAUGAAGGCUUUCCACAACGAGUCUGCCAUCUUCCCCGUCGGUUACCAUGCCAACCGCAUCUAUUGGAGCAUGCGGCACAGCAGCAGACGCUGUAAGUACAUGUGCUGCAUCGAGGACCGGGACGGUCAGCCGCUGUUUAAAGUCAAGGUGGUGGAGAAGGGACACGAUGACCUCAUUCUGACCGGACCAACACCUAAAGCUGUGUGGGACCAGAUACUGGAACCAGUAUCACAGAUGAGAUCCUCCAGUGGGACUCUGAAGCUGUUCCCAGUUUAUCUGAAAGGAGAAGAUCUGUUUGGUCUGACGACGUCUGCAGUGACCAGGAUCAUAGAGUCUUUACCAGGUGUGGAGGCCUGUGAACGUUACACCUUCCGUUACGGCAGGAAUCCUCUCAUGGAGUGGCCUUUGGCCUUCAACCCGUCAGGCUCAGCCCGCUCUGAGCCUAAAGCCUGUCAGGCCAAGAGACCCUACCUGUUGACCAGCAUCGCUCCCAGGUGUCAGGGCUCGGUGGGCUCCAUCGUGGGCCUCGUUCCCGGCGUCAUCUCUCUGUCUCCGGGGGAGUCCGUGGCCGGAGCUCACCAGGGACGCCACUCCAAGUCGUCCCAGUACCGACGCAUGAAGGCAGAGUGGAAGAGCAACGUGUACCUGGCCCGCUCUCGCAUCCAGGGUCUGGGUCUGUACGCUGCCAGAGACAUCGAGAAAUGCACCAUGGUCAUCGAGUACAUCGGCACCAUCAUCAGGAGUGAAGUGGCCAAUCGCAAGGAGAGGCUGUACGAGUCACAGAACCGUGGCGUCUACAUGUUUCGGAUCGACAACGACUACGUGAUCGACGCCACCAUCACUGGAGGACCUGCCAGGUACAUCAACCACUCAUGUGCUCCCAACUGCAUCACAGAGGUGGUCACAGUGGAGAGGGAGAACAAGAUCAUCAUCAGCUCCUGCAGACGCAUCCAGAGAGGAGAGGAGCUGUGCUACGACUACAAGUUUGACCUGGAGGACGAUCAGCAUAAGAUCCCCUGUCACUGUGGAGCCGUCAACUGCCGCAAAUGGAUGAACUGAACACUCACUCACUCACUCACUCACUCACUCACUCACUCACUCACUCACUGGCAGCUCGCUCUCUCUCUCUCUCUCCGUCGUCUCGGUGCUGAAGCUGGAUGUCGAUCGCCCGCUUCUCCGUGGGCCGCGUUCAGCUUCAUAUCACAAGAAAAUAUAAUCAAACUGAUCAAUACAGAUUUGAUCAGAUUGAUGAUGAUGAUGAUGAUGAUGGGGGGGUUAUGUAUCAGGGUGGGCAGGGACAAAGGUCAGGUGAGGGGGCGGGGCUAAUGAAGAGGCUGGUCCUCUGUGUGUAUAUUGUGUGUAAAAAUGAGCACAGAUGUAAAUGUGAGUGUAAACUUCUGAUUCAGCUGCACUAACAACAAAACAACAAAAACACAGACUUCAUGAGUCACUCUCCUCCUCCUCCUCUUCUUCCUCCUCCUCCUCUUCUUCCUCCUCUUCCUCCUCCUCCUCUUCUUCCUCCUCUUCCUCCUCCUCCUCCUCUUCCUCCUCCUCCUCCUCUUCUUCCUCCUCCUCCUCCUCCUCUUCUUCCUCCUCUUCUUCCUCCUCCUCCUCCUCCUCUUCCUCCCUGGAUUUUGUUAAUUUCCUGUAAAAUAAGAGAUUUUGUUCUUUUUGUAUUUAUUACUGAAUGAAGCUAUUUUCUAAAUCCGUGGUGAGUUCAAGGUCCGGAGUCACAGCCUGUAAAUAUCUGUACCAUAAAUUAAAAAAAACAAAAACAUAAAGUUUAGACGUCACUCCGCUGAGAGCUACCUUACCAUCCUCAUCCUCACCUUCAUCACCUGCCGGUCAGAGCGUGUUUCUGUUUCCUGUCGCGGCGGUGGAGGCGGCGUGUUCUGAUUGGACGGUGAACAGAGCAGCAGCCUCCUGAGCGUCGGGCAGGUGUCACUGCGGCCUUCAUCUGACUUUAGUUUGUUUUUCUUCACCCAGCGUUUUGGCUGCAGGCGUCUGUGUGCGCUUGUUUUUUGUUUGUUUUUGUUUUUUCUCCGUCGCGUCGCUCAGUGUUGUGGAGUUCAGGGUCCUGCUGCCAUGUACAUACGAGUUUUAUCAGGACUCUGCUGACGUGUACAGAUAAA